AUCAUGUCUGGACGCGGCAAGGGAGGCAAGGGACUCGGCAAGGGCGGCGCCAAGCGCCACCGCAAGGUGUUGCGCGACAACAUCCAGGGCAUCACGAAGCCCGCGAUCCGCCGCCUGGCCCGCCGCGGCGGCGUCAAGCGCAUCAGCGGCCUCAUCUACGAGGAGACCCGCGGCGUCCUCAAGGUCUUCCUCGAGAACGUCAUCCGCGACUCCGUCACGUACACGGAGCACGCCCGCCGCAAGACGGUCACGGCCAUGGACGUCGUCUACGCGCUCAAGCGCCAGGGCCGCACGCUCUACGGCUUCGGCGGGUAAAUCUUCCCGCCGAGCCCGGGCGCCUCGACACCACACACCGGUGUUUUCGAACACCACCCUUUUGGAGGAAGACUUCGCGGGACCGCGGCCG
Aureococcus anophagefferens is the source of this 406-nucleotide messenger RNA. RefSeq lists its product as hypothetical. Bases 4 to 315 code for a protein of 103 amino acids. Gene Ontology annotation, molecular function: structural constituent of chromatin; protein heterodimerization activity; DNA binding. The record is from RefSeq and is a predicted model, not a curated record. Lineage: Eukaryota; Pelagophyceae; Pelagomonadales; Pelagomonadaceae. Gene Ontology annotation, cellular component: nucleosome. The transcript is spliced from 2 exons. Gene Ontology annotation, biological process: nucleosome assembly.